This is a messenger RNA of Vitis vinifera (wine grape), 3006 nucleotides long. RefSeq names its product putative calcium-transporting ATPase 13, plasma membrane-type. NCBI's taxonomy places the organism in Eukaryota, Viridiplantae, Streptophyta, Magnoliopsida, Vitales, Vitaceae. Gene Ontology annotation, biological process: calcium ion transmembrane transport. The coding region runs from base 1 to 3006 and encodes 1001 amino acids. The transcript has a single exon. Gene Ontology annotation, cellular component: membrane; intracellular membrane-bounded organelle. The record is from RefSeq and is a predicted model, not a curated record. Gene Ontology annotation, molecular function: P-type calcium transporter activity; ATP binding; ATP hydrolysis activity.
AUGUCCAAUAUUUUUCAUCUUAACUUGAAUUGCAAAGAGCCCAUACCCGAUGUGCCAACUAUCCUUAGCAAACCCAACAAGAGGUGGCACUUGGCUUUACAUCCUCUUCUCAAUGAGAAGAGGAAGGAGAGCAGCAAACUCCCGGUUACUACUCCUUCCUUUGUUGCCCUCAAUGUUAAGCCCGAUGCCUUCUCAAGCAUUGAUCAGACAAGUCUCACUGCAAUUGUGAAGGAGAAAAACUUAGACCUGCUUCUUGAAUUUGGAGGAGUUGAAAGCGUGGCUGAUGCUCUAGAAACAGAUGUCAAAAAUGGCAUCUGUGGUGCUGUUCACGAUAUUGCUCUCAGACAGGAGGUUUUCGGUUCAAACACAUACCAGACUGCUAAAAGCUUAUUCCACUUCGUGAUGGAACCUUUUAAGGAUCUCACCAUUCUCAUACUUCUACUUUGUGCAACGCUCUCUCUCGGUUCUGGAAUUAAAGAGCAUGGACUGAAGGAAGGGUGGUAUGAUGGUGGAAGCAUAUUUGCUGCCGUCCUUCUAAUCAUUUCUGUGUCUACUCUGAGUAACUUCAGGCAUAACAGACUAUUAGAAAAAUUGUCUAAAGUCAGCAACAAUAUCAAAGUUGAUGUUGUGCGAAAUGGGCGCCGUCAGCAGAUCUCUAUAUUUGAAAUAGUAGUUGGUGAUGUUGUUUGCCUAAAAAUUAGUGACCAAGUUCCUGCUGAUGGCUUAUUCUUGGACGGGCAUCCACUGCAAGUGGAUGAAUCCAGCAUGACUGGAGAGAGUGACCAUGUAGAAGUUAAUAGUAGCCAGAAUCCAUUUUUGUUUUCUGGAACCAAAGUGGCUGAUGGAUCUGCUCAAAUGCUUGUGACAUCGGUUGGUGUGAACACAACAUGCGGCCAGAUGAUGAGCACAAUCAGCCGCGACACUAAUGACCAAACACCCUUACAAGCCAGACUUAAGAAACUUACCUCAUCAACAGGUAAGGUUGGUAUGGCAAUUGCUUUUCUAGUGCUUGUAGCGUCGUUGGUUCGCUAUUUCAGCGGCAAUACAGAAGAUGAGAAUGGAAAUCAGGAGUUCAUUGGCAGCAACACAAAGGCUGUUGAUAUGGUGAAUUCUGUGGUAAGAAUCAUUGCGGCCGCAGUUACCAUUGUGGUUGUGGCAAUGCCAGAAGGCUUGUCGUUGGCUGUCACGCUCAUUCUUGCUUAUUCAAUGAAGAGAAUGAUGGCUGACCAGACAAUGGUUCGGAAGCUCUCUGCCUGUGAGACCAUGGGCUCUGUCACUACCAUUUGUACCGACAAAACAGGCACUCUCACUCUGAACCAGAUGAAGGUGAUAAAAUUUUGUCUUGGCCAAGAACCUAUUGAAGCUUUCUCUUCAAUUUCAACAAAUCUUCUCAACCUCAUCCAACAAGGAGCUGCUCUAAACACAUCUGGUAGCGUUUACAGGGCUACUUCAGGAUCUAAGUUCGAGUUAUCUGGUAGUCCAACUGAAAAAGCAAUUCUUUCAUGGGCUGUACUGGAACUUGAUAUGGACAUGGAGAUAUUGAAGCAGACUUGUACCAUUCUCCAUGUUGAAGCCUUCAAAUCGGAGAAGAAAAGAAGUGGGGUUUCAAUAAGGAGUAAGGCCGAUAACACAAUCCAUGUGCACUGGAAGGGAGCAGCAGAGAUGAUACUAGCAAUGUGUUCGAGGUACUAUGAUGCUUCUGGAAGCAUGAAAGAUAUGGAUGAUGAUGAAAGGAUGAUAUUUGAGCAAAUAAUUCAAGGUAUGGCGGCUAGCAGCCUUCGCUGCAUUGCUUUUGCACAUAUACAGAUUUCAGAGGAAGAGCAUGAAAUUGGUGUAGGUCUGCAAAAGCUGAAAGAAGACAGCUUGACCCUUAUAGGACUGGUAGGGAUAAAGGACCCAUGUAGACCAGGGGUGAGAAAGGCUGUGGAAGACUGCCAAUGCGCUGGAGUGAACGUCAAAAUGAUUACCAGUGAUAAUGCAUUCACUGCAAGAGCCAUAGCCACUGAAUGCGGAAUACUAAAACCUGAUCAAGGCAUGACCAAUGAAGCAGUAGUUGAAGGUGAAAUAUUUCGGAACUACACCCUAGAGGAGAGAAUGGAGAAAGUUGAUAAAAUUCGUGUAAUGGCUAGAUCCUCUCCCUUUGAUAAACUUCUCAUGGUACAGUGCUUGAAACAGAAAGGUCAUGUUGUUGCAGUGACAGGUGAUGGCACAAAUGAUGCACCAGCAUUAAAGGAAGCUCACAUAGGACUUUCUAUGGGGAUACAGGGCACUGAAGUUGCUAAGGAGAGCUCAGAUAUCAUCGUCUUGGAUGAUAAUUUUACUUCUGUUGCUACAGUUUUGAGGUGGGGCAGGUGUGUCCAUAACAGUAUCCAGAAACUCAUCCAGCUCCAGCUCACAAUGAAUGUUGCAGCCCUUGUAAUCAACGCUGUGGCAGUAGUUUCAGCUCGUGAAGUUCCCUUUACAGUGCUGAAAUUAUUGUGGGUGAGCUUGAUCCUGGACACGUUAUGUGCUCUAACUCUUGCUACAGGGCAGCCCACCAAGGAUGUCAUGGAGGAGCCAUCCGUGAGCCAGACUCAGCCACUUAUUACCAACAUAAUGUGGAGGAAUAUAUUAGGCCAAGCAUUAUAUCAGAUAGUCCUCGUCUUGACCUUACAGUUUAGCGGAGAGUCGAUCUUCGAUGUUAACAAGAGGGUAAAGGAUACAUUGAUCCUCAAUACUUCAGUGCUAUGCCAGGUUUUCAAUCAAGUGAAUGCAAGGAAGCUGGUGAAGAAGAAUGUGUUUGGGGGGAUGCAUAGAAACAAGUUGUUUUGGGGGAUGAUUGGGAUAACCAUUAUACUUGAGGUGGUAGUGGUAGAAUUUUUAAAGAAAUUAGCGGAUACAGAGAGGUUGAGUUGGGCACAAUGGGGUGCAUGCAUGGGGAUGGCAGCCCUAUCUUGGCCGGUCGGAUGGGUUGUGAAGUGCAUCCCUGUUUCAGACAAACCAUUUCUCAGUUACCUAAAUUGGUAG